CCACUACCGUCAAGGAGAGAACCCAACUGCAACAAAUCUCAACCGCGAUAGUUUCAGCCUAUUGUAGAAUGAAUCAAACAAAUACUCAAGUUGUUGGAGACUCAACACAAACUGACAAGGCACAAUGGGAUGCCGCAUUGACAACAAUUUUUGUUGACAUAUGUGUCGAACGUCAAAAAGCUGGCGAUAGGCGAAACACUCAUUUUUCUAAAGAGGGUUGGAAAAAGAUCAUCAUAGCAUUUAAAGGAAAAACUGGUAGGUCUUAUGAUCAAACACAACUUAAAAACAAAUGGGAUAAUCUGAAGAAAGAGUGGCGAUUAUGGGAGAAGCUGGUGUUCAAUGAGACAGGGCUUGGAUGGGAUGAUCAACGUCAGACUGUGCUAGCUAAUAAUGAAUGGUGGGAGAGGAAAAUCAAGGAGGAUAGAAAGUGCGCUAAAUUCCGUAACCAGGGAAUCGCGGACAAGGAGGGUUAUAUGAUAUAUAGUGCAGCAUAA
Molecule: messenger RNA, 494 nt
Organism: Tripterygium wilfordii
Lineage: Eukaryota; Viridiplantae; Streptophyta; Magnoliopsida; Celastrales; Celastraceae
Product: L10-interacting MYB domain-containing protein-like
Exons: 3
Coding region: 69-494 (141 amino acids)
Source: RefSeq, a predicted model, not a curated record